AUGCUGUCAACUGCGUUGAGAGGCUAUGAUUGGGACAUCUUUGUGCCCAGCGAUUUUCAGAUGCGCGACGUCCCACUUAGAGCGCUGGUAUAUACCACUGUCAUCGUCAUCUGCGGGGCGAUUAUCAAUAGCGAUCCGUACGAUUAUUCUGUCCAUCAUCCGUAG
Molecule: messenger RNA, 165 nt
Organism: Phanerochaete carnosa HHB-10118-sp
Lineage: Eukaryota; Fungi; Basidiomycota; Agaricomycetes; Polyporales; Phanerochaetaceae
Exons: 2
Coding region: 1-165 (54 amino acids)
Source: RefSeq, a predicted model, not a curated record